AUGGGAUGCAUUAGUGCUAAAGAUGUCCAGUAAUCAAUCAACAAAAACAUCUAUAAUAAUAUGAAAUAAAUACAUAUCAUAGCCUUUGAUCAAGUAAUUUUUGUAUUCAUAUUUCAAUAGCUUUUUUUAUUGUAAUCUCAAUGUCUAAGAGAACUAGAUCUAUUACAGAAUAAAGUUAUUUCUAGGAGAAUUAAUAUGAUCAAUAUUACUAAAGCUCAUCUUCUCAAUAAUCCUAAAUUAAUAGAAGCUUAUAAAUUAUGGACUUGGGGAGUUUCGCUUUGUAACAAGGGAAAUUCAAAAGGAAUGAAUGUACAUUUCAGUUUCACUAAUCCAGAUGAAUCUGUUGAUAAGAAUCCUACUUUCAUUUACAAUUUAGGUUCCUGUAAAGAACUUAGGUUUCAUUGGUUUGCUAUAAUUCUUAAGGAAUAUGUUGAAUAUGUAUAAAAUGCAAAACAAUUAUUUCCAGAAGAACGUCUCAAAGCCAAGGAUAUUUAUGAUAAAUUAAAGACUAUGAGGGAACAAUCAUAAAUUUACUUAAACAAUUUAUCUCCACCUGAAAAGAUUGAAGCAUUUACCAAUAUUGAAUAUAAUAUGAGUAAAAUUCAUAAAGGAUUACAUAAUGCAGAUUAAUUUUAUGAACAUUUAAAGGAAUUAGAAUUUGAGUUAUUAACAAUUAUUGAUAAGAAUUAUCAAUAUGAAAAUGAAGCAGAUUAAUGGGGUCGAAAAUUAUAUCGAGAUCUUGAUGUUAUUCCUAUUGGGAAUGAUUCCUAUAGAAUGAGAGCAAAAAUGAAUAGUUUAGUAUUAUUGUAUCAUCCAGGAAAAAAAAGAACAUCAGAAGAAGAAGAUUAUUAUUAUAAUAUUAAAUUAGAUCGUUCAAAAAUUAAACCUAAAAUUAUGAACAAUAAUAAUGAAGAAGAUUAAGAAAAGAAAUUUAAUUUUAAAUUAAAAUGGACUGGUUGUUCUGAAGUUGAUAGAAAAUGGAGUGAAAUCUCAUAUAUUUUAGAAGAACAUAAUGAAUAAAUGAAAUAAAUAAAAUAGAUUAGAAAUAAAAUACGAAAUGAAUUAUAAACUUAUAAGUAUGAAGAUGACAAUUUGAUUGUAGCUUGGAAAAUUUAUUGUCUAUCAUUAUUAACUGAAUUAAAGGAUGUUAAAAUUAUACUAAACAUUAGUGAUUAAGAAUCAGUUUAAAAAAUUCUUAAAAAUUAAAUAGUUUUAAGUGAGAAUUUAGAAUUAUAAUCUAAAUUAUUUAGUGAAUAUUUUUUCAUAAUAAGACCUACAAAACAGAAAUAAUUAAAAGAAUAUUGGAAGAAAUUGGACUUUGAUAAAUAAUGGAUUUAGGGAUCAUUUAUGUAAUAUGAUCAAUUUAAAUUGAUACCUCAUUAAAAUCAAUAUAAUAUGAUGACAAAUUAAGCCAAAAAUAUAUAUGAAUUUACUUCGAAGAACCCUAUUUAUUAAUAGAUCUAUGAGAAAAGUUAUUUAUUCAUUUAUUACAUUUAGAAUACAUGAGAUUAGAGAAAGAGGGAGAAUAGUUAUUUAGUAAUGGCAAAUCUUUAUUUGAUGAAAUGGAGAAACUUUAUGAAUAAUAUAAGAUAGACAAAGAUGUUGAUAAAUUAAUGAAACAACAAUUAAGGAGUGAUGAUAUUAUUUUAAAGAAAAAAUCUAAACUUUCCAAAUAUAAUUGA
Messenger RNA from Paramecium pentaurelia, 1682 nucleotides. The record is from the annotation of a GenBank genome assembly. NCBI's taxonomy places the organism in Eukaryota, Ciliophora, Oligohymenophorea, Peniculida, Parameciidae.